AUGUAUAUCAACGGUAUUAAAUACGCUUGUUCAACUUGCAUCAAGGGUCACCGCUCGUCUCACUGCAAUCACGUUGACCGCCCAUUAUUUGAAAUUCGUAAGAAAGGUCGUCCAGUAACUCAAUGUACUUAUUGUCGAGAUCUUCGUAAAACAAAGCAAGUUCAUAUCAAAUGCGCAUGUAAUUCGAAGAAA
Rhizopus microsporus ATCC 52813 is the source of this 192-nucleotide messenger RNA. RefSeq names its product copper-fist-domain-containing protein. NCBI's taxonomy places the organism in Eukaryota, Fungi, Mucoromycota, Mucoromycetes, Mucorales, Rhizopodaceae. The annotation marks the transcript as partial. The transcript has 2 exons. Gene Ontology annotation, cellular component: nucleus. Gene Ontology annotation, molecular function: DNA-binding transcription factor activity, RNA polymerase II-specific; RNA polymerase II cis-regulatory region sequence-specific DNA binding; copper ion binding. The record is from RefSeq and is a predicted model, not a curated record. Gene Ontology annotation, biological process: intracellular copper ion homeostasis; intracellular iron ion homeostasis; positive regulation of transcription by RNA polymerase II.